CACCAAUGGAUGCACAAGCACGUCUAUCUUUCCCCGCUGAGCGCGUCUUUUUUUUUCCUUCCUCGACCAGUACUUGCGUCCUGUACAACCACUCUUGGUCGCACUCUUGUCUUCAUAGACGGGAUUAUAACUACUUUGGGUUGGAUUAAAUUAAGAAAGGAUCAGGACAGCAGAAAUUGUUUGUCCCUUGAUUAAUACCUUUUCCACUCAUCAUCAAUCCUCGAACUACCCCUCCAAUCUACCACCCCACACCAUGACGGACGUCAACAAUGAUCAUCUGGUUCAAUCCAGCGAUCCUAAACACCCAGCCAACUUGAUCCCUGAUCUCUGCCGUCGAUUCUACAACUGGGGGUGGGUCACUGGCACUGGUGGUGGCACCUCCAUUCGUCGUGGCGACCACAUCUUCAUCGCCCCCUCGGGCGUGCAGAAGGAAAUGAUGGAACCCAAUAACAUCUUCGUUCUCGAGUUCCCCACCCCCAAGUACCCGCCCUCCGACCGCAAGUACAUCCGCAAGCCCCUCGAGCUCAAGCCCUCCGCCUGUACCCCCCUGUUUCUGGCUGCCUUUGAGCGCGGUGCGGGAUGUUGCAUCCACACCCACUCGCAGUGGGCUGUUCUGGUGACGCUCCUGGUCGAGCGCGAGUUAGGCGCCGAGGGUUCCUUUGAGAUCAGCAACAUUGAGCAGAUCAAGGGUAUUCCCAAGGGUAAGGGUCAGGGAAUGCUGGGUUUCUUCGAUACCCUGCGGAUCCCCAUCAUUGAGAACACGGCGCACGAGGAGGAUCUGACCGCGGGUCUGGAGAAGGCCAUGGAGGAGAACCCGGAUACCUAUGCGGUUCUGGUGCGGAGACACGGAAUUUAUGUUUGGGGCGACGAUGUUGUCAAGGCGAAGACUCAGUGCGAGAGCUUGGAUUAUCUCUUCCAGUUAGCGGUGGAGAUGCACAAGCUGGGCCUUCCUUGGGUGAAGCCUCAGUAGUGGAUUGCAUUAUAAUGACGAUGAUGAUGAAUGUAUAGAUGAGAGAACCGUAAGCUAACAUCAGCUUUGAGUACAAUAUUAUGGAAGUCCAAUGGGC
Aspergillus candidus is the source of this 1067-nucleotide messenger RNA. RefSeq names its product methylthioribulose 1-phosphate dehydratase MDE1 (gene mde1). The coding region runs from base 254 to 970 and encodes 238 amino acids. The record is from RefSeq and is a predicted model, not a curated record. The transcript has 3 exons. Gene Ontology annotation, cellular component: cytoplasm. NCBI's taxonomy places the organism in Eukaryota, Fungi, Ascomycota, Eurotiomycetes, Eurotiales, Aspergillaceae. Gene Ontology annotation, molecular function: methylthioribulose 1-phosphate dehydratase activity; metal ion binding.